This is a messenger RNA of Dermatophagoides farinae (American house dust mite), 2002 nucleotides long. RefSeq names its product solute carrier family 22 member 15-like. Gene Ontology annotation, biological process: transmembrane transport. Gene Ontology annotation, cellular component: membrane. Gene Ontology annotation, molecular function: transmembrane transporter activity. The record is from RefSeq and is a predicted model, not a curated record. NCBI's taxonomy places the organism in Eukaryota, Metazoa, Arthropoda, Arachnida, Sarcoptiformes, Pyroglyphidae.
CUUCUUAUUAUUAAUAGGAUGCCGACGAACUUUUUGACGACAUAGAUAUCACCAUUUUUAUACAAUAUUAUAAUCAGUAUUCACAUAAAUCGGCAUUGCAUAUUCGAUGAAAGUAAGAACAGGAAAAAAAACAUCAUCAUCAAGAAUUAUUAAAUUGUUACUGUAUAGCUGUGUAUAAAACAUUCAUUCAUACUGUGUAAAUGUGGUAGAAGAAACAGUAUAUGGCCAUUGAAAUCUAGGUCAAAAUAUAAAAAUACAUCAAAAGCAUCAGAAUUGAUCAUCAAUUAUCAAUUAGAAUAAAAGAUACAUUACGCCGUUAAUAAUAAUAAUGAUCCAACCACAACAACAGCAACGACCAGAAUCGGUUACCACCAUUGAUGAUAUUUUGGUUAAAUAUUUAGGCCACAUUGGUACAUAUCAAUGGCAGGUAUAUAUACUGGCAUCAUUACCAAUGUUUAUUGCCGGUAUUUUAUGUCCAGCAAUGGUAUUCACAACAAGCAUCCCACAACAUCGAUGUAUGAUUCCAAAUUGCGAUUCCUCAAAUACGUUGAUUACAAAUGAAAAAUCUGAAUCAUUCAAUCAAUCUUUUUUAAAAUUUACAAUACCUUUAAUUAUGGAUGAAGUAUCAGCAGAUAAUCGUUAUGAUAACUGCCAUCAAUAUGGCCAAAAAUUCAAAUCAUCAAACGAAUCAUGUAGCCAAUUUUUAUUCGACAAUGAAACGAUAGAAAUCUGCUCCAGUUUUGUAUUUGAUCAACAAUAUUUUGAAUCAACAAUUGUUACGGAUUUUCAACUUUAUUGUCAUCGUGAAUGGAUUGUACAAUUAUUACAGGUUUUAUAUUUUUUCGGAAAUUUAAUCGGUGCUGUUUUCAAUGGAAUUCUUGCCGAUAAAUAUGGUAGACGAUUCAUAUUCAAGAUUUAUAGCCCACUUUUGGUCAUCUGUAUACUGAUGAGUUCUUGGACACCCAAUGUUUGGCUUUAUGGUUUUGGAUUGUUCAUAAAAGGAACAUGUGUUGCUGGCAUUUUUCAAUCAGCAUUUGCCAUCGCAAUGGAAUGUUUGGGUGGUAAUUGGAGAUUUUGGCUUGGUAAUUUGUCUAGUUUAUCAUUCGCAUUGGGUGCUAUUUAUGCUUGCAUUUGUUCUUGGUGGUUUCGUAAUUGGCGUAUGAUUGAAUAUUCCAAUCUAUUACCCGCUCUAAUCAUGUUACCAUAUCCAUUUAUAAUGCCCGAAUCGAUACGAUGGCAAUAUUCAUCGGGACAGCAUACAAAAGCUAUGGAUCGUAUAAUGGCUGCAGCGAAAAAGAAUCAAAGUAAAAUACUAUCAUCAUCGGGUGAUAAUAAGAUGAUUGAUGUUUUUAUGGCUCAACAAAACAGUAAUGCAAGCGGUGAAGAAAAAUGUUCAAUCAUAGAUCUAUUUAAACAUCGUCUGAUUCGAUUAUGGACAAUAGCAUUUCUAUUCAUUUGGUUCACCAAUGCAUUGGUUUAUUUUGGUCUUUCAUUUCUUGCUCAUGAUAUUCAUUCAAAUAUUUAUCUAUCGAUGAUAUUGUUAAUGAUAAUUGAAUUUCCGGGCAUCAUAAUUGGUAUAUAUGUUGGCAAUAUUACCAGAAAAUAUUAUCUUAUUGGUAUAUUAAUAUUUGGUGGUAUGUGCUGUAUGAUUGCUUCAUAUGCUGAAACAGGUGGAUGGAUAAAAAUGACUAUGGCAAUUAUGGGCAAAAUGAGCAUUUCCGGAUCAUUUGCAUUGAUUUUUGUUUAUACGGCCGAAAUAUUUCCGACACCAUCACGUACAACUGGUAUAGGUAUUUGUUCAUUUGCUGCACGAUUGGCCGCAAUGAUAGCACCAUAUCUUUUACGUUUGAAUAAGUAUGGUGAAUCGAUUCCAUUUUUGGUUAUUGGUUUACUCACAAUGACAUCCGGUUUGGUCACCAUAGUAUUGCCUGAAACGAAAGGUAAAAAAUUACCAGAUUCAAUGGCUGAUGUGGAAUGUUUUUAAUGUAUUGAUUAGUGAUUG